UCUCUUUUGCUCUUUCAUGUUUGUUCAAGCACUGGCCGGUGCCCCAGGUAGCUGUCGUUGCCUGUUGGUUUUGAAGUACAACUUCAUUGUGAUUUUGUAAGAGAUGGAUUUCACAUGGGGGACACAGUUUGGUGAUGAUGAUGAUGAAGACAAUGAAGAAGAAGGGUUCCUUGGUCAGUCUGGCUUUGGAGGAAGAGAUGGUUUGAUAUUUUUGAUUGACUGUGCAGAAUCCAUGUUUCAAAAAGGAGAUUCCGAAGAAACACCUUUUGAACUUUGCAUUAAAUGUACCAAGAAUGUCAUUCAAAAUAAGAUCAUCAGCAGUGACAGGGACUUGUUGGGAGUAGUAUUUUAUGGAACGGAAAAGGACAAGAAUCCAGGGGAUUUCAAGAAUGUGUAUGUUCUCCAGCCUCUUGAGCAGCCUGGUGCCCCUGCAGUACUCCAGCUGGAAGCUUUGCUCGAAGAGGGUAAUGAUGACUUUGAUACCAACUAUGGACACAGCAGCACUUAUUCACUAGGAGAUGCUUUAUGGACAUGUCAGAAUAUGUUCUCACACAGCCCUCACAAGAUAAACUACAAACGGGUGAUGCUUUUCACAAACGAUGAUGAUCCACAUAGAAAUAACAAUUCCCUAAAAAACCAAGCUAAAGCCAAAGCUGUGGAUCUACAUGAAACAGGAAUAGAACUGGAAUUGAUGCACAUACAGAAACCUGCAGAAGGUUUUGAUCUAGGGAAGUUGUACAGGGAUAUUCUCUACUUUGAUGAUGAUGAAAACACUGUGCUUGCUGACCCUGCAGAGAAGUUUGAAGAAUUGUUGACAAGGGUGAGAUCGAAAGACCAUAAGAAAAGAGCAACAGCCAGAAUUCCCCUGUCCCUUGGAAAGGACCUCAAUAUGUCAGUUGGAGUAUACAACCUAGUCCGUGCUUGUCCAAAACCAUAUGGAGUAAAGCUGUAUAAAAAGACUAAUGAAGAGGUGAAGACUGUAACAGAUUUGAUCCUCAAGGAAACUGGGGAAGUGCUUAUGCCCCAAGACAUUAAAAAGUAUGUUACGUUUGGUGGCAAGAAGAUUGCUUUAGAAACAGAAGAAAUAAAAGAAAUAAAACAUUUUGGAGAUCCAGGGUUCACUUUGAUGGGGUUCAAACCACGAUCCUUCUUAAAGAGAUACUAUUAUGUCAAACCAGCCCAGUUUUUAUAUCCAGAUGAAACUACUGUUCAAGGAAGCACUACCAUGUUCACUGCUCUCUUAAAGAAGUGCUUGGAGAAGGAUGUUAUGGCCAUAUGUAAAUACAUAGCUAGGAGAAACACUCCACCAAGAUUUGUGGCACUGCUUCCCCAAGAAGAAGAGUUAGAUGACCACAAUGUCCAGGUCACUCCUCCUGGGUUCCAUGUGAUCCCGUUGCCAUAUGCAGAUGACAUGAGAAAACUGAAAUAUGACAACAUGCCAAGAGCUAAAACAGAGCAGAUAGAUAAAGCCAAAGAAAUAAUAAAGAAGCUCCAGUUUACAUUCAGAAGUGAUAGUUUUGAGAAUCCAGCUUUGCAGAACCAUUACCGUAAUGUGGAGGCCCUUGCUCUGGACAGAGACCAAGCAGAGGAAUUAAUUGAUUACACAGAGCCUGAUGUUCAGAGACUAGAAAGGAGAGCUGGAGCAUUAAUUGGGCAGUUUAAAGAUCUGGUUUAUCCAGAGGGAUAUCAGGCAGGAAAGAAAAGAAAGGCAGGAGGAGCUGCCCAGGGACCAGCUGCCAAAAAGACAAAUGAAGAAGCUGUUGAUGUGAAAAAAGAGGCUCAGGCUGGAAGGCUGGGAAAACUGACUGUUAAAGUCUUGAAAGAGUUUGUAGAAAACUUAAAAUUGAAACCAGCCAGUCAACGCAAAGCUGACAUCAUAGAAGCCAUAAAUGAUCACUUUGGAACUGGAUAGAGUCUUACUUGGAGACUUGUCAUAUAAUUUAACUGCACUCCAGACUAAUUUUUCUGAAAGGACCAAUCUCUCUUACAAUAAUUUUGGAGGAACCAUGAUACUGGAGAUUUUUUUUGAAACAUUGACCUAGUUCAUGAAAGAUUUCCUGGAUCAUUUUUAGUUCUCACAUUGACAAGUGUUGUCUGUUAUUUUGAAUGAUAAUUGGCUGAUGUGGAGAUUAAUGUUUCAUUGCCUAGAAAUGAUUAAGAAUGCUUACACUUUCUCCAUAAAUAUGCUGACAGAUAUACAUUUAAAAUGUAUUUAGUUUUUUAGUAUACAUUAUUAAUACUAGAAGAUAGAAGAAUAUUGUAAACAAAUUUUGAUUAAGUUUUUGUAAAAUAAUUUUAUUUUAUAUUGGAACGAAAAAUACUUUUUCAUGAAAAAUAAAACAGAUUUCUUGUAACAUGAUAAAUAUGCACUCAUACAAAAUAUCCUUAAAAUCCUCUACAAGCAUAACCUUUCCAGGAGUUCAUAAAAAAUUAAUGGUCAUAAGAGUCGUAGAUAUAUAUUUUUAAAGAAACAUUCUUGAUUUAACUUGAAA
Messenger RNA from Lingula anatina, 2492 nucleotides. Its product is annotated as DNA repair protein Ku70. Gene Ontology annotation, molecular function: telomeric repeat DNA binding; damaged DNA binding; double-stranded DNA binding. Lineage: Eukaryota; Metazoa; Brachiopoda; Lingulata; Lingulida; Lingulidae. Gene Ontology annotation, cellular component: Ku70:Ku80 complex; nucleus. Gene Ontology annotation, biological process: telomere maintenance; double-strand break repair via nonhomologous end joining. The record is from RefSeq and is a predicted model, not a curated record.